This is a messenger RNA of Anolis carolinensis (green anole), 11866 nucleotides long. It is a transcript of the gene acan, whose product is annotated as aggrecan. Gene Ontology annotation, biological process: glial cell differentiation; skeletal system development; cell adhesion. Gene Ontology annotation, molecular function: hyaluronic acid binding; calcium ion binding. Lineage: Eukaryota; Metazoa; Chordata; Lepidosauria; Squamata; Anolidae. The record is from RefSeq and is a predicted model, not a curated record. Gene Ontology annotation, cellular component: synapse; perineuronal net. Bases 1101 to 6434 code for a protein of 1777 amino acids. The transcript has 19 exons.
AUAACCUAAUUUGAUGUUUCAUAGGCUUUUCCUUAAUUCAUCCUUAUAAUCCAAGAUAUUUGCUUAUCCAAGCUUCUGCUGGCCUGUUUAGCUUGGAUAAGUGAGACUCUACUGUAAAUAGCGGUGCCAAUUUCUUCCGGAGGGAUUUGCUAGCGUCGGUGUAGCCAGAAGUCACAUCAUUGUGCUGCAUCUGGAAUUGGCUUUUUUUUUUCUUCCUCUUCUUUUCCUUUUUGCCCUCCUUUUGCCUGAUCCUCUAUCUAAGGAUGCUCUGAAUAUUUAUUCCGACAGCUUCCUAGCCAGCCUGCAGUAUUAUUGACUGCAUUGCAGGCAACCAACCUCCUUUCCUCUCAUCCGUUAUUCUCGCCCACCCUUCUUGCCUACAGACUUUAAUUAGUUUUAUCUCGACUUUAUUUUAUGCAAACCAUUUGAGCCGGAUCCCGGUAUAUUCUUUCUUCCUUUCACACACUUGUGAUGCCCUGUCUCAGCAACCGUGUCGUGUGUUUGGAACGCUGUCUUUUUGUCCAAAGAGACCCUCUUCUGUAGGAGUUUCAGAGCCGGCCAGCCUUUCUUUGCAUCUCUUCUCUCCUCUCUUCUCUCUGACUUCCCUCCUGUUCCUACCUCCCACUCCCUCCCCUUCCCCAACUCAUGUCUUAUUUUUCCUGGAGUCCUGCCUACCUUGACUCAAAGUUUCAUAGGACGAUUCAACGCCCUUAGCAAUCUGCCAGCUAUAGCAAGAGGUAUCUAAGGAGGCACAGGAGGCGCCUGAAGGUCUCUUUUUUACACUCAGUAGCAGCUCAACUGGACUGUUGCUGGAAACUCCUUUCUGACUCCAAGUCAACCCUCUGCUGCUCUUGCUGCCUCUGACUAAACUCACCCAGAGGUACCAACUACCAGGACUUCUGAUUCCUUCUUGGGCUGGGGUGGGAAUAAACCAAGGAGAAGGAGGGGGAACACCCACCAGACAAAAAAGCAGGAAUUCCCACCUGGAGGCUGCAAAAAAGUCCAGAAGUUGCGACUUCUUCCAAACUUCCAAAACACACUCCGCUCUGUGAGGUGUAUGGGACUUAACUGCUUGAAGCACUGAAUUCUUAAGGAAAAGCAUGACCACUUUACUACUAGCCUUUGUGUGUUUGCAAGUCAUCACUGCAGCCAGCUCUGUGGAAGUUUUAGAUCACGGUGCCACAUUGAGUGUGAGCAUACCCUUACGUUCCCCCUUGCGCGUCCCGCUUGGGAAAACUCUGACCAUUCCCUGUUACUACAUUGACACACUGGAGCACGUCACCACCUCCCCGUUUACUCCUCCUCUGUCCCCGAGAAUCAAGUGGAGCAAGUUGUCCGAGGGCAAAGAUGUGGUCUUGUUGGUGGCCAUGGACGGGCACGUGAGAAUCAACACUGCGUACAAGGAGGUGGUUUCUUUGCCCAACUACCCCGCCAUACCCACGGAUGCCACCCUGGAAAUCAAGACGCUUCGGUCCAACGAUACCGGGAUCUACCGCUGUGAAGUGAUCCAUGGCAUUGAGGACAGCCAGGACACAGUGGAGGUUAAAGUCAAAGGAAUCGUAUUCCAUUAUCGAGCCAUCUCCACCCGAUACACGUUGGACUUUGAGAAGGCCAAGCAGGCAUGUAUCCAGAACAGUGCGGUCAUUGCAACCCCCGAACAGCUGCAGGCUGCCUAUGAUGAUGGCUUUGACCAAUGUGACGCUGGUUGGCUGUCUGACCAGACCGUCAGGUACCCAAUGCACCAUCCGCGUGAAGGUUGUUAUGGUGACAAGGAUGAAUUUCCUGGAGUGAGAACAUAUGGCGUUCGAGAAACAGACGAGACCUAUGAUGUGUAUUGUUAUGCUGAUGAAAUGGAAGGUAAAGUCUUCUAUGCCACUUCCCCGGAGAAGUUCACCUUCCCAGAAGCUGCAGAGAAAUGCCGUAGCCUUGGGGCCCGUUUGGCCACGACGGGAGAAUUGUACCUUGCCUGGAAAGAUGGCAUGGAUGUUUGCAGCGCCGGCUGGCUGGCAGACCGCAGCGUUCGGUAUCCCAUCAACAAGGCACGGCCCACUUGCGGUGGCAACUUGGUGGGAGUUCGCACGGUGUACCUCUAUGUCAACCAGACUGGGUAUCCUUACCCGCACUCGCGCUACGAUGCCAUCUGCUAUACUGAUGGUGACUUGGGCACAAUCAUCCAUGAAAACUUCACCGAUGUGAUCAUAGACGAAUUGGGCAGUGGCUUCACCAUCCAGACAGUCACUGAUAUCGAUGUUGAGCUGGAGUUUCCACGAAACACCACGGAGGAAGAAGCCCGGGGAAGCAUCGCAACCUUGGAGCCGAUAGACUUCACAGCCACGGCCUCCGAGGGGGACGAAGGCUUCACGGCCACUCCAGACCUCUUGGCUACAAUUGGCUUUGCGAAUGAGACGGAGAAUGCGACUGAGGUAGGAAUGUGGGAGGACCUAGAAAAUGCCACUGUUUCAAUCCUGGAUCUCCUUUUCACCACUGAGACCCCGGAGGUGAGCUCAGUAGAAGAGACCUUGUGGGCGACCGAAACACCAGGACCGGAGUCUGCCUUGCCAUUCACCGUGGAAGAACAGAUCGUGCCCGGGACAGCUGCUCCUGACAUUGGCCUCAUCCCCAGCCAGCCCAUUUCGCCCACAGGUGUUAUCUUUCAUUACCGACCAUCCACGAACAGAUACUCCCUGACCUUUGUCAAAGCGCAGCAGGCUUGCCUGGAUAACCAUGCGGUCAUUGCCACUCCUGAACAACUACAGGCCGCCUAUGAAGACGGCUAUGACCAAUGUGAUGCUGGCUGGCUGAGGGAUCAGACGGUCAGGUACCCCAUUGUGUUUCCCCGAAGCAAAUGUGAAGGUGACAAGGAAGAUAUCCCGGGGGUGCGGACAUAUGGUAUGCGCCCCGCAUCGGAGAUGUUUGAUGUCUACUGCUAUAUUGAUAAACUGAAUGGUGAGGUCUUCUUUGCAACCCAGCUGGAGCAGUUUACCUUGCUGGAAGCCCAAGAAUACUGUGAGAGCCAGAAUGCCACUCUGGCUUCUGCUGGACAACUUUAUGCUGCCUGGAAACUGGGCCUGGACAACUGCCGUGCCGGCUGGCUGGCUGACGGCAGCCUCCGAUACCCCAUCACCAACCCGCGUCCUGGAUGCGGUGGGGACAAACCUGGAGUGAGGACCAUCUACUUGUACCACAAUCAGACAGGGUUCCCUGACCCACAGUCAAAACACCAUGCCUUUUGUUUUAAAGCUCUGCCAUCCCUGUAUGAAGAGAUAGAAGAGGAUCUCAUUUCAGCUCAGCUAGUCCCUGGAGUUGAGGAAGUCCCUUCUGGGGAAGAAACAACCAUGGAAAUAGAGUUUGCCACUGACGGUGAAAAUCAGACUGAGUGGGGAACAGAAGUAUUUCCAACAAAUAUGUCAUUGCUAACAGUGAGUCCAUCGGCUGUUCCUACUAUUGAUGCAACACCUGAAGAAACAAGUGCAGAAGCUCCAAUAACAGAGACAUCUGUUUCUGGAUGGACAUCCGGAGUGCCAGAUAUAAGCGGAGUUCCUGAACUUAGUGGAGAACCUUCAGGAUUUGGGGAAAGUGGAUUUCCUUCUGGAAUCCCAGAUUUAAGUGGACUUCCUUCUGGAGAGAGUGGAGAUAUAAGUGGCCUUUCUUCUGGCAUUAUUGAAGUUAUCUUAUCUUCUGGUGAUGAAGAACUAUCAGGAAUUGGCCCAGAAAUACACAAACGGGUCCCUGGACUUCAAGAAGGCAAAGGGAUUCCAGAAAUCAGUGGGUUGCCUUCUGGAAUUAGUGGAGAAGGUUCUGGCAUUGAUCUUUUCAGUGGUUUGCCAUCCGGAGAAUAUGAUUACAGUGGUCUGACGUCUGGAUUCCCUACUGUGUCUCUUGUGAAUGCCACUUUGGUGGAAGUUGUAACCACAGCAACAGAAAGAGAAAUGGAAGGCAAAGGGACAAUUGGAGUCAGUGGAGAUGGAGAUUUUUCGGGCUUUCCCUCUGCCGAGUGGGACAUUAGUGGAUUGCCCUCAGGAGUAGAUGUCAGUGAAAUCCCUGACAUCAGUGGGCUGUCUUCUGGACUUGAUAUCAGUGGGGAGCUACCUGAUAUCAGUGGAUUAUCAUCGGGACUUGAUAUCAGUGGACAAUCCUCUGGUCUACCAGACAGCAGUGGGUUAUCCUCAGGAAUUGACUUCAGUGGAGCACCUUUUGGGAUACCUGACAUAAGUGGAUUUGUGGACUUAAGUGGCCAAGGUUCUGGUACUGGUGAAAGUGGUGAAACUUCAGGGGUUACUUUCAUAGAUGCUAAUUUAUUUGAAGUGACAACGACUUCUUCAACUAAAGAAGAAGAAGGGAAGGGAUUUGUAGAAAUAAGUGGAUUGUCUUCCGGAGAUGAAGAUCAAUCAGGCACAGUGUCUGGAAUUUGGGACAUGAGUGGUCAGCCUUCUGGACAAAUAGAUUACAGUGGAUGGAUUUCAGAAGUCCAUGAAGGCAGUGGAACUCCAAGUGGACUAACGGACAUGAGUGGAGAAAGUUCUGGUGUGAGCCUCACCAGUGGUUUGCCAUCUGGAAUUUAUGAUUAUAGUGGGCUCUCAUCUGGGUUUCCUACAAUCUCUCUUGUGGAUACAACUUUGGUGGAAGUUGUAACACAGCCAUCUGUUGCCCAAGAACUAGGAGAAGGGACAUCUGGGAUAUUAGAAGUCAGUGGUUUCCCUUCAGGAGAGAGGGAAACAUCUGGAGAAAUAUACGGUGUGACAACAGCUAGUGGAUUACCAUCAGGGACAUUUGACAUCAGUGGAACAUCAUCAGGUGUUCCAUAUUUUAGUGGAGAAAUUGCUGUUGUCACUGAUAUAAGUGGAGAGUCUUCAACUGUAGGUGGUACUAGUGGUGAUGUUUCUGGACUCCCAGAAAUCACCUUAAUGACUUCGGAUCUGGUAGAAGCUGUAACAAGUCCAGCAGUUUCACAGGAACUGGGUGGAGGAACAGAGGCCACACAUUUUCACUUUACUGACUCGAGUGGAGAAGCCUCCACAGCUGGUGGAGAGACUUCUGCAUAUCCGGAAAGUACCCUAAAAUCCCCCGAGUAUCAUGAUAUUAGUGGUGAAACUUCGACAUUCCAUGAAUCUGUUGAAACCUCGACUAUUCAUGAACUGAGUGGUGAAACAUCAGCCUUGCCAGAAAGUCACCUAGAAGUGUCAACUAUUUAUGAAGCAGAUAGUGAAACCUCUGCAUUGCCUGAAAGCUACUCAGAAGCAUCUGGGGUAACUUCUGUCAGUGGCUUGCCCUCUGGGGAAUUUGAAGAGAGGAGCCAGAUCCAUGGAGAUAGUUCGGGGCCACCUCCUCAUCCAGUUUCAGAUGGUCCAGAGAAAGACCUGUUGCCAGAUGCUGAGUUAACUGAACACACCAAGGAUCUAACAGAGGCUUAUGAGCAUGUGAUGCAAGAAUCAGAAAGAGAAGAUGCCUCUAUUUCAGAGACUUCACCAAUGCCUCCUGCCGGCACAGAUGCCCUGCCUGAAAUUUCAUCAGAUGUUUCAUCAGAUGAAACAAAGCCAAUUACACAAGUUACAUCCAAGACAUGUGAAGAAAAGCCAUGUGGAGUUGGAACUUGCCAGGAACAAGAAGGGAUCAUCACUUGCUUGUGCCCACCUGGAUAUAUGGGUGAGCACUGUGACAUAGACAUCGAUGAGUGCCACUCCAGACCCUGUCUGAAUGGAGCUACCUGCGUCGAUGGCAUCCACAAUUUCACAUGCUUAUGCCUUCCCAGCUACGGAGGGGAUCUCUGUGACAUUGACCUGGCCGAAUGUGAAGUGGGUUGGACCAAAUUCCAAGGCAACUGUUACAAGCAUUUUGAAGAAAAGCACACCUGGGUGGAUGCGGAGAACUUGUGCCGAGAACACCAGUCCCACUUGAGCAGUAUCAUCACUCCCGAAGAGCAAGAGUUUGUAAACAACAAUGCACAGGACUACCAAUGGAUUGGCCUGAGUGACAGAGCUGUUGAAGAUGAUUUCCGCUGGUCUGAUGGUCACUCCCUUCAAUAUGAAAACUGGCGGCCCAACCAGCCCGACAACUUCUUUGCCAAAGGAGAAGAUUGUGUCGUAAUGAUUUGGCAUGAGAAGGGCGAGUGGAAUGAUGUCCCAUGUAACUAUCACCUUCCGUUCACAUGCAAGAAAGGAACAGUUGUUUGCAGAGAUCCCCCCAUGGUUGAGAAUGCCAGGCACUUUGGCAAGAAGAAAGACCGCUAUGAGAUCAAUUCCAUGGUGCGAUACCAAUGCAAUCAAGGCUACGUACAGCGCCACGUGCCCACCGUUCGGUGUCAACCCAAUGGGCACUGGGAAGAGCCACGGAUAGCCUGUAUAGAUCCCUCCACCUAUAAACGCAGACUACACAAGCGAAGCCCACGGACUCGAUCAAGGACCAAUGGCGGAAUGGCACAGAGCACCACCCAUUAAAGGAAGGAGAGCAAGAGAUAAGAAAGAGAGAACGAGAGAAUGAGAGAGAGAGAGAGAGAGAGACAGAGAGAGAGAUUUUAUGGAACAGUUAUAUUCACAGACGCUUGUUGCUUUUUGUUGUUGUUAUAUAAGGAAAAAUAUAUUAAAGAAACAAAUCCACCUUGUGUAUAUGUAAAAAAAACAAAGCAAAAAAGAGGGAAGGGGGAAAAAAGACAGCAAAGCAAAAGUCAUUGGGAUGCCAGCAUUUUAUGUGAUUUUCUACUAAGUGCCUGAAUCCAAAUAUCUUUGUGCCUUGGGAGGGGAGGGGAUGGGGAGGGGGAGGGCCACAGGAGGGCGAGGGUUAAGUUAAAUAAUAAAAGCAGAGUGUUAUUUUUGGGCGUUGUGGGGGUGGAAGGGAGUGACCUGAUAUUAUUCAUAAGCAAUGUAAUUAUUUAAUUCCCAGGGUGGACAAGACUCUUCUCCUUCUUCCUCUUCUUUUCCAUAGAGUGGUUUCCCCUCUCUCCUUCUUUCCAGAGAAGCAAGGCAUACCGGGAAUUCAAGAGCAGGGCACCUGGGGAGGAGUGGCAUGUGUAAUACAGAAGUGUUUAGAGCAGUGGUUCCCAACCUGUGGGUCCCCAGAUCAAUCACGUUUUAUUGAUUAGCCCAUCGGCCGUAUCAAAACAUUUAACACAUAGACAUACAUACAUCAUACAACCAGCAGUACAAAAGAAGUUAAAAUAAACAAACUGUUAACAAUAUGUGUUGUCGAAGGCGUUCAUGGCCGGGAUCACAGGGUUGUUGUAUGUUUUUCGGGCUGUAUGGCCAUGUUCCAGAAGCAUUCUCUCCUGACGUUUCGCCCACAUCUAUGGCAGGCAUCCUCAGAGGUUGUGAGGUAUUUGGAGAAACUCAGCAAGGAAGGUUUAUAUAUAUCUUUGGAAAGUCCAAGGUGAGGGAAGAACUCUUGUCAGAUGGAGGCCAGUGUGAAUGUUGCAGUUAAUCACCCUAUUUUGCAUUGAAUGGCUUCAUCUACUGGUUCUUCCCUCACCCUGGACUUUCCACAGAUAUACAGUAGAGUCUCACUUAUCCAACAUAAACAGGCUAGCAGAACAUUGGAUAAGCGAAUAUUUAUUUAUUUAUUUAUUUAUUUCCAACAUUUAUAUCCCGCCCUCCUCACCCGAAGGGACUCAGGGCGGCGUACAAAAUUGGCAACAAUUCAAUGCCUACACAUAAUUAAAACAGCAAUAAAAAUCCAAUAAAACAAUUAAAACAAUAUAAAGAUAUAAAACAUAUGAUUAAAAUCCAUUCUUCCAAAAUCCUCGUGCUGUAGCCGUAAAUCAGUCCGGGUCGUCUUUAUCAUUUAAUCUUCGAAAGCCUGGGCACAUAGCCAUGUUUUCAGGGCUUUUCUAAAACUCAAAAGGGUUGGGGCUUGCCGUAUUUCUCUGAGGAGGGUGUUCCACAGCCGGGAUAUGUUGGAUAAUGAGAUUAAGAAAAAACCUAUUAAACAUCAAAUUAGGUUAUGAUUUUACAAAUUAAGCACCAAAACAUCAUGAUAUACAACAAAUUUGACAGAAAAAGUAGUUCAGUACUCGGUAAUGCUAUGUAGUAAUUACUGUAUUUACGAAUUUAGCACCAAAAUAUCAUGAUGUAUUGAAAACAUUGACUACAAAAAUGUGGUGGAUAAUCCAGAACGUUGGAUAAGUGAGUGUUGGAUAAGUGAGACUCUACUGUAUAUAAACCUUCCUUGCUGAGUUCCUCCAUACCUCACAACCUCUGAGGAUGCCUGCCAUAGAUGCGGGCCAAACGUCAGGAGAGAAUGCUUCUGGAACAUGGCCAUACAGCCCGAAAAACAUACAACAACCCUGUUAGCAAGAUCCCAUUCAGGUCACAUAUUUGCAUCACCUCUACAGUUUACCCCAAUCGACUCCACAUAUGCAAUUCUCAGCCGUGUUGCCUUGAAUAGGAAAAGGGCCAUUUUGGGUGUUAUUUUAGGAUUCUUGGGUCCCCAGAUGUUUUGGCCUUCAACUCCCAGAAAUCCUAACAUCCGGUAAACUGGCUGGGAUUUCUAGGAGUUGUAGAACAUCUGGAGACGCCCAGGUUGAGAACCGCUGGUUUAGAGGGAAAGUGGUAGAACCUAAGCCAAGUUGUUUCAGUGGGUGGCACGUCCACUCUCCCCACGAGGUGGGACAAACAGAGCUUUGCUUUUUUUAAAUCUGUCUAAUUCCUUUGAAUAAAUGCAAAAUGCAAAGGAAUGUGUGGAGGCCGAAAUGAACGAGGACAUGAGCCCAGCCAAAGUGGCAAGUCGAUAAGACGGAAAAGCCGAGCUAAAGGUGCCACCUUUUUUGUCUAUCUAUCCCCUCCUUUUUUUGCCCCCUCGACAACCACCACAACCACCAUUUUGGAGAGGUGGAAGGGUCUUUUAAGAUACAGUAGAGUCUCACUUAUCCAAGCUAAAUGGGCCAGCAGAAGCUUGGAUAAGCGAAUAUCUUGGAUAAUCAGGCGGGAUUAAGGAAAAGCCUAUUAAACAUCAAAUUAGGUUAUGAUUUUACAAAUUAAUCACCAAUACAUCAUGCUUUACAACAAAUUUGACAGAAAUAGUAGUUCAAUACGCAGUAGUGUUAUGUUGUAAUUACUGUAUUUAUGAAUUUAGCACCAAAAUAUCACGAUAUAUUGAAAACAUUGACUACAAAAAUGGCUUGGAUCAUCCAGAAACUUGGAUAAGCGAGGCUUGGAUAAGUGAGCCUCUACUGUAUAUGAAGACAUGGGCAAGAAAUUGACCCAUGGCGUGAGAAGGAAUACUCUGAUGUAAGCACAUCAGCUUCCCAAAUAGUUUGGAAUUGCUCUCAUGGAGAGCCAACCCAGAAGCCCUUAAAUGCAACACACCAGAAGAAUUCAGAAAUCUAUAUAACCAUGACAGUACAGUGCUUGGAAAGCUUAUUUUAACAAGUAAUGUUAGUUCAAAUCAUUAAUAUCCACGAGUGGGAGCAAUGCUCCUUCGUGUGCAAUUCAUAGCAUUGCAUUUGAAUGCCUCAUGAGUAUGCAAUCUGCACAAUGCACAUUGAUGCAUAUUGGGCACUGAUGCACAUUCCACAAUGUGGGCAUUUUGCUGGUUGUGCUGUGUAAUACACCUGCAACAGCACUCUACCGGAUAUGGCCAUUACGCAACUGUUUAAUUCCAAUUGUUGGAGGCCUGAGGCCAUUUAUGAAGACCAAACAGGAUUUCAUGAAAUAUUAUUAAAGUGAGUAAGGUAAAGGUAAAAGUUUCCCCUGACGUUAAGUCCAGUCAUGUCUGACUCUGGGGGUUGGUGCUCAUCUCCAUUUCUAAGCCGAAGAGCCGGCGUUGUCUGUAGACACCUCCAAGGUCAUGUGGCCGGCAUGACUUCAUGAAGCGCCAUUACCUUCCCGCCGGAGCGGUACCUAUUGAUCUACUCACAUUGGGAUGUUUUCAAACUGCUAGGUUGGCAGAAGCUGGAGCUAACAGCGGCCACUCACGCCGCUCCCGGGAUUUGAACCUGGGACCUUUCAGUCCGCAAGUUCAUCAGCUCAGUGCUUUAACACAUUUCGCCAGCUGGGGCUCCUUAUUAAAGUGAGUGCUUUCUAGUUAUUAAAAUGAUAGGAGCCCCCAGUGACGCAGUGGGUUAAACCCUGCUCUACUCAGGCGGGAAGGUAACGGCCCGGGCUGUGGCGCAGGCUGGUGAGCAGCCGGCUGCAGCCAGCUGCAACAAAUCACUAUGACCAAGAGGUCAUGAGUUCGAGGCCAGCUUGGAGCCUGCGUUUGUCUUUGUCUUUGUCCUAUGUUAAGGCAUUGAAUGCUUGCCUUAUAUGUGUAAUGUGAUCCGCCCUGAGUCUCCUUCAGGGUGAGAAGAGCAGAAUAUAAAUACUAGGCUUGUCCGAUCGAUGAAAAAAAUGUUUCAAUUUUCGUUUCUAAAGUAGGGGGCGCUGGCGCUUCGAUAUAGAAAGUAUUUCCGAUUUUUUUCACCCAAAAUUUCGGAUAUUUCCGAAAAUUCGUAAUGAUUCUAAAUGUUUCUAAAAUGGGGCGCGCAUGCGCAAUCGCUACACACUGGGCUUGUAUGGCAAUCUUCCAUGUGGACGCAGAGGACGUUAGCCCCCACCUUUGCGUCCAUCGUGGAAGCUUCUGAUUGGCUGGGGAGCGGCAGCCAUGUUAGGCUGUGCUAAGCUCCCAUUCAAGGUAGGUUGCAGAAACAAAAAAUUUUUAAAAAAAUAUUUUUUAAAAUAUAUUUAAAUUUUUUUUUUGGGGGGGGGGGGAAUUUACGAAACAUUAAGAGACAAUUAGAGAAUGAGCCAACAAUGGUUCGAAUUACAUUGCUGGUUGCGCUGUGAGACAAUGUCUCGGAAUGCAUAUCAAAAAGCGAGAACAAUCCGAAAUAAUUCCGAUAUACGAUUCAAAACGAUUUUUUGGACAUGUCUAAUAAAUACUGUAAAUAAAUAAAUAAAUAAAUAAAUAAAAUAACGGCGCUCUAUGCAGUCAUGUCAGUGGCCACAUGACCUUGGAGGUGUCUACGGACAAUGCCGGCUCUUCGACUUAGAAAUGGAGAUGAGCGCCAACCCCCAGAAUCAGACACGACUGGACUUAACGUCAGGGGAAACCUUUACCUUUACCUUACCCAUCUCCAAGGUAUAAGCAAAUGCAGACAGACCCUGAAAUCCAAAACAGAUGAUACUCAACCUGUAUGCCAUUUCCCAGGAAGAAGUCCCACUGCUCCCAGUGCGGUUUCCUUCCCGGUAGAUCAACAUCAGAAGCUAGCAUCAACCAUAAAAGGGCUGCUCCAUCUUGAAUUCUUGUGGCUGAAGCAUUGGUUCCGGCACCGUUGGCUUGUUCCUUUGGCUGUGUUUCUCUUCCAUUUCCCAGCACUGUGGGCCUGUUCCAUCCGGUAUUUUCUUCCCUGCAGGCAUCUUAAAGAUGUGAAUGGGGAACAAGGGCUGUUUCCUUUCCCUGUCCCACCGGACACAUGGAGAGACCGCUCCCAUCCCGAGACGGCACUUGCGCUCUCUCUCUCGCUCUCUCAAAGGGGGACCGUGCAGGACACCCAGGUUCCCUGCACCUAUUUAUGUAUAUUUUUAAAUAUAUUGAUAAUUAUUGCAAACAGAGAACAAAAAAUGACAAUUUUUACAAUAAUUUAAAUGGACUCGCCAACAUCUCUGGGAUGCUGGAAGGGGCCUGUCUUCUGGCAUGUGUUCUGUCUCACUUGGGGAAAGGGAACGAGCCGCGGGAUGGAAAAACGGGCCUGGCUUUUCUGUUUAGAGAAAGAAGAAAUAGUUCCCUAACCAGAGCUCUUGUUCUUUCCUUUUUUCUGUUUUUUUUCCUUCUUCUUCCUUUUUCUUCUUUUUUGUAACUCUUGUGCAUUAAAUGCAAGAACUCAAAACGAAAACAACCGUGCCAGCUGUUGUUGUCAGCGCUGUUGUGAACUUUGUAAAAUAAAACUUGUUGUAUUUUA